GCCCCGCAUAAGACCCAACACUGCCAUCCUCUUCGUAUCUUGCUGAGAGAGACUUUUAGUGCUUCCUCACGCGCGACUUUGUCGAGAUUGCUUCAGUGCAGUGUGCUUAAAUUUUUUUCUUGCUAACAAAAUGGGAUUUUCUUCAAAUUCUGAUCAAGAUUUUCACUAUCCAUUUCAUUCACAUGAGGAUCAUUUUGAUUCUCAUGAAUUCGAUGAUAAUUUCAAAGAUCACGAUGAUUAUCACAGUUCUUUUAGGAUGGAUAUCUUUAUUCCAAUUGUGGUGUGUUUUGUGAUCUUUUUGCUGUGCACCCUCUGUGGAGUGUGUUGUCGGAAAAAACGCAACACCGGUGCGAUAUUUUCAUCACCUGUUAUCGUGACGUCUUCGACCCACACAACAGCCGCUGGACCCUACCCAGUUACUGUGGCUGUUCCCGCGGCGACGAUACAGCAAACUUCAGCUCAGUACGGCCAUCCAGGUGUCUACCCAAUGCCUCAACCACAAACUGGCGGAUAUCCAGCCCCAUAUCCACCCACUCAGACCCAACAAGCGGCACCCUAUCCUCCAGCUUCCACUGCAGGAGGAAGUAUGCCCAUGCCAGGAGGUAAUCCCUCAGCGAUGAAUCCACCUUCAUAUGACCAAGUUGUAGGCAAUGAUGCAUACCAAAAGCAAGCACCAUACAAUCCUGGCUAUAAUGCGAACUAGAUGAGCAUAAUGCGUUCACAGGUGAGAAGAAAUGGACAAAUGUUUCUAUUCUCUCACUGAAAGUGACUUCGAAGGCUAAAUCAGUGGCUUAAUGUUGUUUCAAUGGUAUUUCUCCGCAUUUCUCCACAACUUAUGUGACCAUAUACAAUAAAAUAUGUUAAACCUAUUUCUUCCUGUUAACUUAAAAAAAGAGAAAAAUAAACAAUACCAACUUUACCUUUAGAAAUUCAUUAUGAAUUUUUAACAAUUUAGAACCAAAUGAGAUUUUCUUCCUAUUGAAAUGAAACGCAAAACAAUCUUUCUAUGGGGAGAAUUUUGUAGUAUUUUCCUGAAUGAAAACCAGAGAAAUAUUUUAUAAAUCGCAGUUUAUAACAAUAAUAAAAAUUUAAAAGAAAAAAAAACAAAAAAGGGUGUGUGGUGAUUUUUAGUGGGCACAUCCCAGAGUGAUAAUUUAUUUUUUACCUACCAUUUAUAUCUUAAUUUUAAGCAUUAAAUAUUUUACUCUAAUCAAAAGUCUAAAUAUAGCUUUAAAUUAGAGAGAAUCAUUGGCAUUAUUUGAGGCUAAAAAACAUUUUAUAUACAUAUUUUUUCAUUUUAUUUUUGAGCCUCUUUGAAAAUUUUAGAAAUCCAUAAAUUUUAACGAUUUUAAACACGAUAAAAUGUUUGUGAAUUUACACAAAUAUAGCCAUAUAAGUUACAUAUAACUGAAUUUAAUAGUCAGUUUAGGAUUCAAAUUUAUUUUUUAAGUUAUGUAAUCCAAGAGAGUUUGCUGUGUGCAAGAGUAUUUUCUGAAAUUUAAUAAAUAAAUUCUUAUUCACGUAAAA
Messenger RNA from Lutzomyia longipalpis, 1527 nucleotides. Its product is annotated as MAPK-interacting and spindle-stabilizing protein-like. The transcript is spliced from 3 exons. Bases 131 to 703 code for a protein of 190 amino acids. Lineage: Eukaryota; Metazoa; Arthropoda; Insecta; Diptera; Psychodidae. The record is from RefSeq and is a predicted model, not a curated record.